UUUGCAAUAAAACGAAACUGUGAGUGUCCAACAAGCGGUCACAUCUCGUGCUGUGUUAGCCAAAUCUAUUAUUAACGCCCUUAAAGUCGUAGUAUCAAGUGGCACUCGAUCCGAGCGCGUGUUUCCUUAUCGAAUAAUUGUCCCAAGUAGUUAUAGUGAAACAAGGUCUUUCCAAUUCCGAUAAAUUCGCCACCCACUGAUUUAUCAAGUCGCGAUCUACGCAAACUCGGGUAUCAUUGAUGUUUUCUCAAAUCAUCCCUUUUCCCAGUGCCAUGCUCCACGUCCCGCACUGAAUACAAGUGCUCAAUUACCCGGAAAAAUAAUGACGCCUCCAACACCUUGAAGUUGCAGCGACCGAAAAAUUAGCAAGGAUAUUAUGACAAAAUCGGUCCAAAAUGCUCGACCACAGCGGCUACAAAAUCGGGGUUGUUAUUGCAGUGUCUGUGCUCGUUUUCAUCCCGAUUUUGUACUACAAUAACGACUUUCUCGACCGAAGAACCAUUUUUUUCACCACAGAAUCCGACGAGGUCUACAAUGAGAGUAAAUAUUUGGUCGCAACACCCAAAUGCAAAAUCCCGAAUCUGGAUCCGUUCGAGGCCGAAAUUUUGAAGUUUUACAAGCCGAUGAAGUACAUUUCUUGCAGCAAACGCGAUUUUUUAACUCAUGUGACGAAAAACGACAAUAUUGCCACUAUACAUAUUAACACUAACGCAGUUCCGUCCCAGCUUAGAGAACACAUAUCGUGCUGUAUGGCCAGUAUCACAAGAAGCAAGAACAAGGAGAAGCCGGACGACAGCAUCAGAAUAUCGGCUUGUAAAGAUUUCACGGACAACACCACCCUAACCCACGACUUCAUCAUGGUGAAAUGCAUCGACUUGAAAACAAAGAAGCAAAUCUACGAGAACACCCACGCGGCAAUAACCCAAACAAAGCAAAUCAAAGCCAAAAUCACGUCAAUGAACACAAGUGCAACGAGUCCAUUCAGUGUUUUAUUCGUCGGAAUCGACAGCAUAUCACGCUUAAAUUUUAUACGAGCUUUACCACAAACGUAUCAAUACCUCGAAGAGAACGCGUGGAUUCCCUUACGAGGUUACAACAAAAUGGGCGAUAACACGUUCCCGAACGUCAUGGCGAUCAUGACCGGCUUCAACGAGAGCAAAACCUACAGGGUGUGCAACCCUAGCAGCUUGGGCCAGAUGGACAAGUGUCCCAUGAUGUGGUUCGACUACCAGAAGUUGAACUAUGUGACUGGAUAUGCAGAGGACGAGGCUCCGAUCAGCACUUUUAAUUACAAGAAGAAAGGGUUUACGAAACCACCGACUGAUUAUUAUUUCCGGCCCUAUAUGCUAGGUUCCGAGAGACUCAAAGCGGUACGAAGGGACGGAAUGGCUUACUGUACCGGCCCUGAAACAGCCGGUGAACGCGUCUUGAACAUAGCUAAAGACUUUUCUGAAAGUUUCAAAGACGUGGCAAGUUUCUCCUUCUUCUGGACGAACACUUUCAGUCAUAACGACCUCAACCUGCCCUCAGGAAUGGACCGAAAAAUCCGCGACUUCCUGGAGGACAUCGCCGCCAAAGGCGUGCUAGACAACACCAUCAUCUUCUUCCUGAGCGACCACGGGAUCAGGUUCGGGGAAAUACGGUACACGCACACCGGGUGGUUGGAGGAACGCCUCCCGUUUAUCUACAUAUCGGUUCCCGACCGCUUCAAGCGCCAAUUCCCGUCCGAGUUCCGAAACCUGGAGACGAAGCGCGACCACUUGACCACUCCCUACGACAUCUACAGGACCCUGCAACAUAUCCUGGUGCUCUCAGGACUCAACUACACGCAGAAACCGAGCGAUGGGUGUCCGAAAUGCGCCUCACUUUUCGCACAAACCGAGUCGGAGAGAUCGUGCGAAGACGCAGCCAUCGAGCCGCAUUGGUGCACGUGUGGCGGUUAUAACCCGGUGCCAAAAACCAACCAAACCGUUCAAAACGCUGCCAAAUUCGUUGUCGGCCAAAUUGAGGAGAGAAUCCGCGCCAGAAAUGGGGCUUCAAAGUGUGCCAAAUUUUCCGUAGGGAGGAUUAUUACGGCGAGGGUUUCCGAACGGUUUAGUUACAAGAGUGAUGUUUAUUUUCUGGUGGUGAUGGAGACGAGGCCCAGGGCGGUUUUCGAAGCGACGGUGCUGUGGAAAGGCGAGGCGCAGUUUGAGCUGACUGGAGGGAUAAGUCGCCUGGAUAAGUACGCUGAGCACAGUAGGUGUGUGGAGGAGGCCUAUCUGAAGAUGUUCUGUUACUGUCGGUAGUGGUCAAGUGCCUAUUUUUCAACGGUGCCAAAGUUUGCUCAGACGGGCGCGAGUGGAGAAAUCAAAAAAUUGUGAUACUUUGCAUUUGGUACAAUAAAGAUUUUCUAGUCAAUGCGUUAUUGUAAUCGAUGUCGUUAUUUUAGGAGGGGUAUUUUAUAUCAGUUUAGUCUUUUGUGUCAAUAAAUAUGCACUUCUAUUUA
Messenger RNA from Tribolium castaneum (red flour beetle), 2488 nucleotides. RefSeq lists its product as uncharacterized. The record is from RefSeq and is a predicted model, not a curated record. The transcript has 4 exons. Bases 396 to 2288 code for a protein of 630 amino acids. Lineage: Eukaryota; Metazoa; Arthropoda; Insecta; Coleoptera; Tenebrionidae.